Molecule: messenger RNA, 1976 nt
Organism: Guyanagaster necrorhizus
Lineage: Eukaryota; Fungi; Basidiomycota; Agaricomycetes; Agaricales; Physalacriaceae
Product: GTPase
Exons: 4
Coding region: 137-1825 (562 amino acids)
Cellular component (GO): mitochondrion
Molecular function (GO): GTP binding; GTPase activity
Source: RefSeq, a predicted model, not a curated record
CAGUUGAUAAGUAUCACUCGUCCUUGGGGCUGUGCAAGAUCUGGAAUUGUCCCUCUACUGCCUCGACCAUAUCUUCAGAGAAGAAUAUCUCGUUCCUCAGGAAAGGAUUUUUGCAUCAAGGCAGUCGGGGAAUUGGAUGUUGAGACAAACGAGCCGUCUCUGCGUGUCCCGACUUUGCACCUUUCCUGUAAAAUCUGCAAAAUAUGCCGGUAUAAGCACCUCACGGGUCAUUAUUGAUGAUGAAGACCGCACUGAGUAUAUACGGAGACGUAAAACGGAAUGGAAGCGCAAGCAAGGGGGCCAGACUUUCCUUGACCAUCUUAUCGUGACUGUACGUGCAGGCAAAGGCGGUAAUGGUUGCGCUGCUUUUCAUCGCGAAAAAUUCAAACCCUUUGGCCCACCUUCAGGCGGCAGCGGAGGCCGUGGAGGCGACAUUUACAUUAUCCCGACAUCAUCUCUCACCACCUUGACCUCAGUUCCCAAGCGUGUACAUGCUCAACCAGGCGGGAACGGUCAGGGAACUUGGCAAAAUGGCCGGAACGGGGAUCCCACCAUCAUACGCGUUCCGCUGGGCACUGUAGUCCGUGAACUGCCCAGGGACGACCCAAGGACCUCACCGGAUGAAUGGGAGACCGAAGAAGAGAGCCUGGAAGGUCUUGACUAUGAAACAAAACGGGAAAAGAUGAGAGAGAGGCGAUGGGUGCAUUAUCCGCGGUUCUCAGAAGCGAAUCAGGAGCGUGACUCCUUCAAGGAGGCUGAGGCGGCACUCUACAAUGAGGAAAGGGAGCGAAGAUUUGAGCGGCGCAAGAAACAGAUGAACAAUCCGAUAUUUCUGGAUCUAGACACGGAAGAAAUCAUGGAAGACAACACCAACUUACCUUUGGGACAAAGACGCGCGGAAUCGUUCGGAUAUCUCAUUGCUUCCGGUGGACAGGGCGGUUUAGGAAAUCCUCACUUUCUUAGUGAGGUCAAUAGGUCUCCCAAGUUCGCCUCGAGAGGUCACGAAGGCGAGAGGGUAACGCUGUCCCUGGAGCUCAAGAUCCUUGCAGAUGUAGGGCUCGUCGGAAUGCCCAACGCUGGUAAAAGCACACUUUUACGUGCUUUCACUGGUGGUAGAACAAGGACUGAAGUCGCUGGAUAUGAAUUUACCACUCUCAAUCCCAUCGUUGGCGUCGUUCGCGUUGGUGAAGACGGUAGCUUUGAGGGUGGACUCUCCACUGGCCUAGUCCAUGAUGAGACAUUAACCGAGGAGCAGCUUGAACAAGAAAGGCACCGGCGAGGCGAAUACGCCCAUGCCCUAACACGAAACCAACACACUUCUCGCACUGGCCAUCAUUUCGACUUGCUCGAAACUUUCCGUUUUACCGUCGCCGAUAACCCUGGGCUCAUUUUGGGUGCUUCAGAUAAUGUAGGCUUAGGGCACACCUUCUUACGAUCAAUGGAACGUGCACUGGCACUCGUCUAUGUCGUUGACCUGGCUGGUCCUGAACCCUGGACUGAGCUGCGUGUAUUGCGUGAUGAGCUGGAUCAGUACCAGCCGGGUAUGAGUGCUAAAGCGCGCAUGGUCAUCGCCAACAAGGCCGAUCUCCUGGGAGGCGACGGAGAUCCCGUGCUUGUGGAACAGGCGCGAGAGAAGCUCCGGCAGUUGGAAGAAUACGUCAGGACGCAGAUGAUCAUACCUGGGACAAGGCAUAGGCUUGAUGUGGUUCCUACCUCGGCCAAGUUCAGUCAAAACUUGUCGAAAGUGGUUGGACUUAUGAAGGACUAUGUUACGGAGGCUCGGGAGGCGAAACGCAGGAUGGAGUUAACGUCUCGCCUGUUCUAGCCUGUGGACUAUCCAUUUAGUCACUGUCCCCGUGGCACGAAGCACUAGCAAUGCCGAAGGAAGCUUGCAUUGACCCUGCAGACUGUACGCUUGGCCGGGGUCAAGUGUAUGAGCGCUAUCUUCCGUGAUAGGGAGGAUGCAGAUUAUUACU